This is a messenger RNA of Alosa sapidissima (American shad), 4496 nucleotides long. RefSeq lists its product as uncharacterized. Gene Ontology annotation, molecular function: protein binding. The coding region runs from base 725 to 3019 and encodes 764 amino acids. Lineage: Eukaryota; Metazoa; Chordata; Actinopteri; Clupeiformes; Clupeidae. The record is from RefSeq and is a predicted model, not a curated record. The transcript is spliced from 4 exons.
GGAAUAUGAGGUUUUUCUUUUUCAUUGCCACUCAGAGAAAAGUGUGUCAUGGCAGGAACCAGGACUUCCCUGUGUCCUCUGAAAAAGGUCAAAGGUCAAAGGUCACAUCCUUCACUGCAAACCCAAAGGGCAGUGACCCUCCUCUGAAGCUUCUCUUUCUCACCAUGGCGAUAGGAGUCUAAUGACCUCUGAAGUACUGGCAAACAGCAGAAAACACACACACACACACACACACACACACGCUCUUCCCCAAACUCUCAAUCUCUAUCACCAUCAGAGUCCUGUGUCCAUGCUCAUCUCCGCUUCCUCUCAGACGUAUUGAUCUUUCAGAUGCCUCCGGCCUUAGUGUGUAUGUGAGAGAAAUUCCCUCUUAAGAUAGGGGCUCUUAACAGAGACAUUAUCUGAGAGUGUGUACUGUCCUGGAGUGUGUGUGUGAAAAUUCUUUUUACCAGGGAAAGAUGGGAGUCGUCUUUUAGUCAGUGCAUAGUGUGUAUAUGUGUGUGUGUGAAUGUGAGGGUGCAUUUCUGUGUGUUUUGCUCUGUAUGCAUGUGUGUGUGUGUGUGUGUGUGUGUGUGUGUGUGUGUGUGUUCAGCGGGUACUUUGAAUUAGACAGGCACUUAGGGAUAGGGACAGACAUGCCCUCUGUAGGUUAGGAGAGUAGCACCCAGAGAACAGACAGCAAAGGGAUCUCAUCUCCACAAAUCCCAGUCAAGGUGCCUGAAAAAUGCAGUUACUCACGCUGCUGCUGUUCCACUCUGUGUUUACCACUCACUCCUAUGUUCUGCAGCCCAGGUUGAGUGUCACAACGGUGGAGGAUUGGGAGUAUGAGGCUGACCGCUGGCCAAACAGGACAGAGCGUCCACUGAGGGAGGAAGGGAAGGGGGGGAGUCGAGAGGAAGAUGCUUACGGGCCGACAGAGCAAGUGGUGGGAGGAAGAGAAGAAGGAGAGGAGGAGAGGAGAAAUGAUGGAUGGCUUGAGGGAGAGAAAAAUGAGAGAGAAGAAGUGGAGCAGAACGGAGAACAGAGAGAGAUUGUAGGAGGGCUAAUUGACCAUGCAUACACAGAAGAGUCUGAGAAAACAGCAGCGGUCAGUCUAAUUUCCGAGAGCAUUCCACAUCCCCCUGAGGGAAUCCAUCUUACAGUUCCCACGAAUGUCAGUCAACUUGUCAGUCAGGAAACCAUUCUCGUGUCCACUCCAGCUGCUACCUCACUGUCUCAGGAUGCUGUCGACCAAAAUCCUCUCCAGACAAGUCUGUCAGUUAUCCUACCUCCACAGCCCUCAGUGGAACUACAGGAGACCACGCUAUUGGCUAGCAGACUCGGCCCACAUGAUGACCUCACAACACUUCAGGAAGUAAUGGAACAUUCUCAGGCCGUCCACAUGAGGGAGGCAGAAUCCAUUCCACCAGCAGUGGAGAUACGGCCUACAAGUAAGGCUGUGCUCAGCACGACACACAACCAAGAAUCUGGAGCUCGAUACAACACAAACACAGCUCAGCCAGAGACAUCAAGUGGAAAAAGCAAGCAGAAGCUUAGCCAAAAAGCUAACAGCAGUGAAUUUUUCCAAAAGCCUAAAAACAACCAGACCACUCGUGCCAAGUUAAAAGUCCAGCAAACUGUGAUUAAACCCCUCCAAAGUUCAAAACAGCACUUAUCUCUACUAAACAAAGCCAUUUCUAAUCAGCAAAGAACCAAAGCAACACUCAAUGAACGACAACAUAAACUGACCCCUAAGACUAGCCAAAGCAAACUUCAAAAACAUGCCAAGAAAACAAAGGACAAAAAAAUAACCAGAUCUCUGAAGAAGGACAAGAAAGACAAGCAAAAGAAAAAGGACAAGAAAGAGGAAAUACCCACAACUCUGUACUUUCCUUUCUUUAAAGAUGACUACUGUCCCUCGGACUGUGCCUGUUAUGGAAGAGUUGUCCAGUGCUCUGAUAAAGGAGUGGACAAAGUUCCUUUCGGCAUCCCCUACAACUCUCGCUACGUCCUCUUGAUGAACAACCGUAUCGACAGCAUCCAGCUGGAUCUCCUGUCCGAGUACCUCUCCAUGGAGUUCCUGGUGCUCAGCAACAACCGCUUGACCGACAGUUCCGUGGAGGGUUCCUUUGAGGGAGUUCAGAACCUGAGGCGUCUCUACCUGGACAGGAACUUGCUCCAGAGCAUCCCGGCGGACCUGCCGGCCUCGCUGGAGGAGCUGAGGCUGGACGGCAACAACAUCAGCGUGAUGUCGGAGGCAGCGUGGGGCCGCUGCCCCGGCCUGCUCAUCCUCAGCCUGAACAACAACAGCCUGGGCAGCGGGUCGGACUCCCUCUCCGCCGGUGUGCUCUCUCCGCUGGGCAGCAUCCGGACGCUGAGCCUCAACCACAACCAGCUCCUGGCCGUGCCCUCCCAGCUUCCACUCAGCCUCCGCGAGGUCUAUCUCCGUGGCAACCUCAUCCAGAGUUUUCACGGCGAUGUCUUCAUGGGCGACUCAGAGCUGCUGGUCCUGGACCUCAGCGCCAACCGGCUGGGCAACAAGGGCCUUGGCAAGGACGCCCUGGUCAAUGCCCAUCGGCUGGAGAGCCUCAACCUAGAGGGCAACCUCCUGAGGCAGGUCCCUCGGCACCUUCCCCCAUCGCUCAAAACCCUCAACCUGGAGGGCAAUGCCAUCGCUUCGGUGGGCAAAGCCGCCUUCAAACGGCUGCCCAAUCUGGAGCACCUGGGCCUGGCCCGGAACAGGAUCGCCAGGGUGGCGCUGGGCGCCUUCCGAACCCUGCCCGUGCUUCACCAGCUCGACCUUUCCCAUAAUUCUCUGCGGCAUGUGCCCAGGCAGCUCCCGACGUCACUCCACUUUGUGUCGGCCACCCACAACAAGAUCCAGUCGGUGCCGCGGGAUGCACUGUGCCCGGGGGGUGUCGACGCGCCCCUCAGCCAGCUGGUCAGGGUCCAGCUGGAGCACAACCUGAUCGACAUGAGCAGGCUGGACACACGCGCCUUCCAGUGUCUCCGAGGCUUCCAAGUGGUCCAUUUUGACUGAGAGCGUAGGGAGGGCACGGACAGUGGACUUGUGACAUGGACUAUGAAAUGGUUUGUGUCAUCAAUAAAUAAUGUUAGUUUUAACACAAAGAUCCAAUUUAUUAAUCCAUUUAGGAUUGUGGCUAAAAAAAAUGCAUUUGUACAUCACGUGGCUUCCAGGUGGUCCAUUUUGGCUGAUGGAAACGAUAGGUCUAUGUCAAGUGAGGGCAGAGACUGUGUGGACAGACACCUGUGAAGUGGAGAGUCACAGGGUUUGUCUGACCGAUAGAUAAUGUCAUUGAAAAUAAUCUGAUAAUAUUGCUUUCUGCACUUUUCUUCAUUCAUUCUGGAUCAGGGCCAAAUCUGUUGUAAGCAUAUGGCGUGUCCGAGACUUCCAGAUGGUCCACCGUGGUUGGUCAUAUCCUUUUUCAUGAACAGAUGAAUGUGGCAGCCAAAUCAUUAGAUUAUUUCUCUUUAAACUGUUUUUUUCCCCCGGAUCUUUACGGAAGAGAGGGUCAAACAUGGGCCAGCCUUUUGACAGUCUCAGCUGUUACUUUGGAUAUCACCCCCCCCCCCCCCCCCCCCCCCCUCAUGUUAGUGGAUCCCAUUCCUUCCUGGAUACAGCAGUGUGUUCUCUAGCAACACCAACUCAGUAACAAAUCUGUCUUGCAGAAUGCUGAGUUGUGAGAUGGUGUUGAAAACAUUUAUUCUUUUGCCGCUGUGUAGUCUCCAAGUCUCUCAUCACUUUGACAUCACACAGGAGAGCCGUCCUCUCCCGAGAGAAAGUGAAAUACAACUGAACUGCUUUUCAUUACCUGUGCAGAAGAGAGUCAUCACAGGGCUGCAAUGUUUUAUGAUUCUGGGGAAAGCGCUUGGCUAUGGUGGAGGGGCCUUUGGCUUAUGAAUACGUAAUGCAAUACAAAGGUGUCAGGGAAAAUGAAAUGGUGCAUUUACAUUGGAGUGCAGAACACUGACUUUGAGAGCUCUAUAAGUGUUCAAGGAAACAAUUUAGUCACAUAACAGUAUACAUAUUGGGCAAUACAGCUAUAAAGCAUUUCUGUGUACACAGUGUGUUUAGUCCUUAGGCGUCACAAUGUAUCACAAUAAACUUAAGCUUGCAUUGUGUGUGUGUGUGUGUGUGUGUGUGUGUGUGUGUGUGUGUGUGUGUGUGUGUGUGUGUGUGUGUGUGUGUGUGUGCAUGUACAAAUUUGCGUGGUGUAACAUGUGAACACUGGAGCUUGUAUUGGGAAGUACAGGAGAAAAGCUGACUACAACAUUGUGGAUGUAUUCUCAAUGCAAGUGUGUGUACAGCUCAUCUCCAGAAGGGGGCAGUGUGAGUCAACCUAAAAUCACAAGCCUUUAUUCCAUGGAAAAUUAACAUGAGAGAGCAGUCUGAAACUUUAUAAACUGAUUUGAAAAGUUUUAAGUUCAUUUGAAGUUAUUGUCCCAAAUACACUGUGUAGUUCUUUAUGUAUAUGAAUGCACAAUUAAAUCCAUGU